AUGACCAUGACCCUCCACACCAAAGCCUCCGGAAUGGCCCUGCUGCAUCAAAUCCAAGGGACGGAGCUGGAGACCCUGAGUCGCCCGCAGCUCAAGAUCCCCCUGGAGAGGCCCCUGGGCGAGGUAUACGUGGACAGCAGCAAGCCCGCCGUGUACAACUAUCCCGAGGGUGGCGCGUACGACUUCAACGCCGCGCCCGCCGCCUCCGCGCCGGUCUACGGCCAGUCCAGCCUCGCCUACGGCCCGGGGUCUGAGGCGGCGGCGUUCGGCACCAACGGCUUGGGGGGCUUCCCGCCGCUCAACAGCGUGUCUCCGAACCCGCUGGUGCUGCUGCACCCGCCGCCUCAGCUCUCGCCCUUCCUGCACCCCCACGGCCAGCAGGUGCCCUAUUACCUGGAGAACGAACCGAGCGGCUAUGCGGUGCGCGAGGCCGGCCCGCCUGCGUUCUACAGGCCAAAUUCAGACAAUCGGCGCCAGGGUGGCAGAGAGAGAUUGGCCAGUACCAGUGACAAAGGAAGCAUGGCCAUGGAAUCUGCCAAGGAGACCCGCUACUGUGCAGUGUGCAAUGACUAUGCCUCAGGCUACCAUUAUGGAGUCUGGUCCUGUGAAGGCUGUAAGGCUUUCUUCAAGAGAAGUAUUCAAGGUAAUAGACAUAAUGACUACAUGUGUCCAGCUACCAACCAGUGCACGAUUGAUAAGAACAGGAGGAAGAGCUGUCAGGCCUGUCGGCUCCGCAAGUGCUAUGAAGUAGGCAUGAUGAAAGGCGGGAUACGGAAAGACCGAAGAGGAGGGAGAAUGUUGAAACACAAGCGCCAGAGAGAUGAUGGGGAGGGCAGGAAUGAAGUGGGGUCCUCCGGAGAUAUGAGGGCUUCCAGCCUUUGGCCAAGCCCUCUCUUGAUUAAGCAUACUAAGAAGAACAGUCCAGCCUUGUCCCUGACAGCCGAUCAGAUGGUCAGUGCCUUGUUGGAGGCUGAGCCCCCCAUAAUCUAUUCUGACUACGAUCCUUCCAGACCCUUCAGCGAGGCUUCGAUGAUGGGGUUGCUGACCAACCUUGCCGACAGGGAGCUGGUUCACAUGAUCAACUGGGCAAAGAGAGUGCCAGGCUUUGUCGAUUUGAGCCUCCACGAUCAGGUCCACCUUCUGGAAUGUGCCUGGCUAGAGAUCCUGAUGAUUGGACUUGUCUGGCGCUCCAUGGAGCACCCAGGGAAGCUCCUAUUUGCUCCUAACCUGCUCCUGGACAGGAACCAGGGGAAAUGUGUAGAGGGCAUGGUGGAGAUCUUUGACAUGUUGCUGGCUACGUCAUCUCGGUUUCGUAUGAUGAAUCUCCAGGGAGAGGAGUUUGUGUGCCUCAAAUCCAUCAUUUUGCUUAAUUCCGGAGUGUACACAUUCCUGUCCAGUACCCUGAAGUCUCUGGAAGAGAAGGACCACAUCCACCGUGUCUUGGACAAGAUCACAGACACCCUGAUCCAUCUGAUGGCCAAAGCAGGCCUCACUCUGCAGCAGCAGCACCGGCGCCUGGCCCAGCUCCUCCUCAUCCUCUCCCACAUCAGGCACAUGAGUAACAAAGGCAUGGAGCAUCUGUACAGCAUGAAGUGCAAGAACGUGGUGCCGCUCUACGACCUGCUGCUGGAGAUGCUGGACGCCCACCGCUUGCACGCGCCGGCCAGCCGAGGGGGCGCGCCCAUGGAGGAGAUGAACCAGAGCCAGCUGGCCACCACCGGCUCAACUUCGUCACAUUCCUUGCAAGCGUAUUAUAUCACCGAGGAGCCAGGGAGUUUCCCCAGCACGGUGUGAGAGCUCCCAGGCUACCCCGAGGUCCUGAGAAUCCCUGCGGCCUUUUUCCCACGUCCUACGUCACGAUAGCAGAGUUCCGCUCCUGCGCACACUCCAGCAUGCACCCGCCACUGUGGCUUUCUAAUACGAGUGGCCGUGGCCGUAUGUUCGCUUGCUCAGUUCUUAGUGGCACGCCUUCUCUUGGGAACAGCCAGAGGGAUUCCAGUGCUAAAUUCUUUGACUCUCUCUCUCCCUUUGCUACAUUACUAAGCAUGAGGAUUCUGUAGCUUUUCAUGACUGAACUCAGUCUAUGAGCUGGGACUCAGGUGACUGUGCAUUUAAGCUACUUGUUGAGACCCAGACCUGGAGAGUGGACAUUUCAUCUCUGUGAAGUGCUUUUUAAUGGAUCUAAGAAAAAGCCACAGGAAAGACUUGAAAGUGGCUCCUUUAAUUGCUGACUUGGAGAAAGCUAGGUCAAGGGUUCAUUAUGGCAUCAUCUUGUAUUCCUAUAGUAACAUAUCAUUUUAUUCAAGUAAUACCUUAAAGCUUUUGCUCUGUUGCAUGGCUGGAGCUGAAUAUUAAGUGAUUGUCUGUUCAUUUGCCCUAUAGGAGUACAAGAUGCCCACAGAGAAGGAAGGUCCCCUAAUUGUCAAAACUUUGUCAACUUAAUACACUGCACCUUCAGAUUUGCUGAAUGUUCUUCCACUGGUUUUUGAGAACACUGUGUAUCGGUCAUGGGUUCCAGUUAAUUCUUGCUUCCCAUGGACCUAUGGAAAACAGCAAGUUGAUCCCAGUUAAGUCACCUCCACAUAGACCAGUUUCCUUUUAAGGGAUAAAUUACUGGGGUUUGUUUUUUGUUUUCAUUUUAUGAAAGAGAGCCUUCUCCCCCCAGGACUUGCCCUAAAUCAGCUUCAGGACCUAGUCUCCUGUGGUCUCACACGCACCAGCAGAGGGCGCUCUGCUUGGAUCGUCCUGGUGUGUCAGUUACACAGAGGGUGAAUUAUCACACGUAGUAGUGCCCAGCAUAUGACCAAGGGCAGGUUAAAUCAGUGGCCACUCUGGUGACACUUUUAGCCCUGGGGCACUUGGGUCAAUAGUAAAUGUGCAUGAUUAUUGUAAAUAUUAGAGAACAGGAAGAAAGUAGGGUAGAAACAGGAUAAAACUGAGAGGCUCACCGUGGCCCUGCCACCGGCUAUAGCUCUAUCCAGGAGUGCCCCUGGCAGGCCCUGUGUGCAGUGUGGGGCUGCCCUGGGAUCCCCGGGCAGCCCUUCUCACCGCCCUGAUUGGAAGGAGUAGCAGUAGACAGCUGUGUUCCUACAGUUGGCCCAGCACACGGUUGGGUGGGGCUGGAGGGCGAGGAUUGGAGGCUUGCUACUCAGGCUGCUGAGGACCUGGUCAGACUCUGUGCUCUGGGUUGUUUAGAACUCAUCCGAAAACCAGGGUUUGGCCUUGGGGAAAAAACUUCCCCCAAAGCUCAUUUCAUUAAACUUCAUAAGCCAAGUGAGACUAGCAUUGGGCCAUAGGAAUCCUGUGACCUACAGGCGAAACAAGAAAGGCUCAGUCCAGCCACAGGACAGCCUGCCCUAGGCCUUUGCUUCUCCAGAGCAGCUAGGGUUAAUCUCUUCUUCUCAGCCAAAAAGUAAGCUUGGUUUCCUCCAGUGACCUCAUUGUCUACAGUUCAAACCCCACUGAGAGGUGAUGUGCUAGCCAGCAACCCAGCCAAGCUUCUAGGGCUUCUCUUGGGAUGCCUGUUUCAAAAAGUGGGUUUCAUUCAUUUUUGAUUACUUUGUAAGUGAGCACCAAAGGACUGGGAACCUGGGAGGGCCAAAAAAUAAAAAAGUUUUUUUCAUAUAUGUGCAUCUGAAUUUAGGGGCAAUUUUGUGUGUCUGCAGUAAGAAUAUAUUUAGAACAUAAUUCUUUUGUUGUUUUGUUUAAGAAGCACCUUAUAUAGUAUAAUAUAUAUUUUUUUUGAAAUUGCAAUGCUUGUUUAUCAGACAAUUGAAUGUAGUAAUUCCGUUCUGGAUUUAAUUUGACUGGGUUAAACAUGCAAAACCAACGAAAAAUAUUUAGUUUUUUUGUAUAGCUACCUUGUCAUGUAUGCAGUCAUUGAUGCCUAGGGCCUGGUGAUUAUUCAUUUAAAUGAAGAUCACAUUUCAUAUCAACUUUUAUAUCCACAGUAGACAAAAUAGCACUAAUCCAGAUGCCUAUUGUUGGAUAUCGAAUGAUAGACAAUCUUAUGUAGCAGAGAUUAUGCCUGCAAAGGAAAAUUAUUCAGGGCAGCUAAUUUUGCUUUACCAAAAUAUCAGUAGUAAUAUUUUUGGACAGUACCUAAUGGGUCAGUGGGUUCUUUUUAAUGUUUAUACUUAGAUUUUCUUUUAAAAAAAUAAAAACAGACAAAAAAAUUCUAGUACUAUAGAUAAUGUAAUACCAGCUAGAUCCAAACAAUGAUGAAGUGGAGGGUUUUACAUUAUUCAUCUAAUGUGUGUGUAUUCAUGUUAAAGAUACUACUACAUUUGAAAUGGGCAAAGAACACCAGAUGGUUGAAAUGUUAGCCCAGGAAAAUUCAAAUAAUUUUAGAAAUCUCUUUUUAUUAUUUGAAGUGCCACUAAUGGACAGCUGACACUUUGCAGCUGAUACUGCUGUUGGGGGUAGGGAACAUAUUGCAUCUCCCCCCCACCCCCCUCCACUCUGAGGCAAUUUAAGUUUUGAAAGAUAUAAUCAACCUGGGGGUUAGGGUAGGGUGGGGAAGUAGGUUCAGGAAUUUUGAGAGUGGGAAAUACAGUAGUAAGAGCCUUGCAGGUAUUUUGAGGCAGAUGGAUACUGGCACCUGGGGUAUGCACCAGGCUUCUGUAUUCCUCUCGUGCCCUGUGAACUACGAAUGACCACCAUUUCUAAAAUGGCGGCUGGAGUUCUAUGGAAGAGCAAGCAUCAUCCGUGGUACAGUCUAAAGAAUAGCUAGUGGUCUGUGUUUCUUUUGGCCAUUGCCUAGCUCCAGGCCUGCUGUCAUGAGUCUGGAAUGCUGUCAUGCAACCAUCAGAGAGGCUAGUUUAUCCAAAGAGAAGACCCUACAGAGGUUGCAAAAUCCAGCCCCAAAGGAAGUGGAGUCAUUGGUUAGAGUUUCCUCUGAACCUUGCAAGGCUGUCUAACCACGCCAUAUGCCAUGCCUUUUCGGGGCUGAACUAAUAAGGGACUUCCUGAUAAUUUACUCUUGAUCACAUUAAGGUGUUCUCGCAUUAAAAUCUUUUACACUGUAAUGGCCAUAGAUUUAGGCUGUUGGUUUAGAGUACCCCUACAUGAAACCGAUUCCAAAUCCCUUCCUAUUCAUACGUUCCCACUCUGAGAUGGACUGUGGAUGCCGGGAAUGAUCACUAGGACCGUAGUAAUAUCUACUCUUCACAGGCAAAUCUGCUUUGGGAAACUCGUUAUUUGGAAGGCAGAUAGAAUCAUCUAGUAGUGUCUGAGGCAAUCCUGCUUCCCUUCGGUGCAAGGCUUGGGUGGAUGACCAGAUUACACGGCACGCUCCCGAGGCGGACUCCCUGAAAACGUACUCUCGACUAGAGCAAAUGAAUUAAACUGUGGUCCCAAAUACUCAUCUUUUCACUAGUGUGAUUCCUCUGUUUCUAAUUGCAUCUUCAUUUGGAUUAAAGUGAGUGUGGCCUCUUUCUAUGUCAUUUAUAAUGGUUUUCUAAGUAGCCGCUGCCUCUAUUAUGGCACUUCGAUUUUGCACUGUCUUUCAGAGAUUCAAGAAAAAUUUCUAUUCUUUUUUUUUUUUUGCAUCCAAAUGUGCCUGAACUUUUUAAAUAUGUAAAUGCUGCCAUGUUCCAAACCCAUCUUUAGGGUGUGUCCAGAGCUGUGUACCCUGGAAACAACAUACAGCCCCAUGAGCAGGUGCCUGAGAUGUGGACCCCUUUGCAUUCACAGAGAGGUCAUUGGUCAUAGAGACUUGAAUUAAUGUGACAUUAUGCCAGUUUAUGUUCUCUCACAGCUUAUAAACAAUGCUUUCUGUGCACAACAUACUCUUCAAUGUAGAGCUCUUGUUUUAUGGGAAAAGGCUUAUAUGCCAAAUUGUGUCCGAUGGCUUAAUAUGCCUUUUCGCUGAUGUGUACUAUUACUGAUGUGAUUCCGUUUUGUUGCGGCUUUGCUUUGUUUAAUGAAACACACUUGUAAACCUCUUUUGCACCUUUAAAAAGUAAGGAGUCCAGCGGGAUGCUCAAGCACCUGUAAACAAUUUCUCACUCUGUUUGAUGUUCAAAUAAAAAAAUAAAUGACAACUGGCUCGGUUUCUGUAAACUCCCUUCUUGCUA
This is a messenger RNA of Ailuropoda melanoleuca (giant panda), 6077 nucleotides long. RefSeq names its product estrogen receptor 1 (gene ESR1). The coding region runs from base 1 to 1794 and encodes 597 amino acids. The transcript is spliced from 8 exons. NCBI's taxonomy places the organism in Eukaryota, Metazoa, Chordata, Mammalia, Carnivora, Ursidae. Gene Ontology annotation, cellular component: nucleus. The record is from RefSeq and is a predicted model, not a curated record. Gene Ontology annotation, biological process: regulation of DNA-templated transcription; steroid hormone receptor signaling pathway. Gene Ontology annotation, molecular function: sequence-specific DNA binding; zinc ion binding; steroid binding.